UGAAUUUUUGUGCCCUCACAGAUAGAGACAAGACCCCCACCAGAAUAUACCUAUAUCUAUACGCAUACCAAAGUGAUAUAUUACUUGAACAAAAACAUUUUUCAUUUGUUCAGCCUUUUAUUUAAAUUUCUUCUGCCUCCUCUAAAAUGGAAUCAGAGAUGGCUAGUGCUGAAUGUACAAACGCAAAAAGUGUGAGCAAUACCUUUGAUUCUCACCCAGUGUACUCAAAUGACCCUCGCAAACUCCACUCUUUAAUUCAUAGCUACAUCUCUGUGACUGUAAGAAAUCAAAAGCCAAUCUCUGGCUGGGUGCAUACAGUUGAUCCUGUCUCUGAAAGUUUUGUGCUGGUCAACUUCACUGCAGAUGGCAGCACCGUGCAGGACGUCAUACUCGUCCCUGGCUACAAUGUCACAGGGGUUCGGCUUCAUCCUCAUGUUGCAUCUGAGAACAUGAAAGAAAAAAUUGAUUUCACUUUCAAGCAAAAUGAGACACGCUUCAGCAGAGCAGAGUUGGACCGGCGUCGCAAUGUCCUGUGUGUUUGGCUGAAGGAUAACCGAGUGCCAUACACCAUGAAGGCUAAUGACUGCCUUGAGGUGCUGCGAUUUGCUACCAUCAAGCCACCUUACACCCCUCAGAGCAUUGUCUGUACCAACGAAGUCGUGCUUGAUAAACUUCUUAAGCUGCUACAAGAUUGCCCGCAACUGAUUCUCUAAUGUCGAGCUUUAUACUUAUCUUUACUACUAGCUGUGUUCUUGAGUUGACAUCAAUGUAUGUGUAAGGAUUUUUCCAGUUGUUGUUUCUUAUGCCAAAAGACAUGCUCACACGGGGGUGGGCGAGAGGAGCACAUGAAGAGGGAAAUUGGCAAUAGAACGGAUAGUAGCCAAGAGGCUGCCGCCUCCACGGAGCUGUCCCACAAUGAAGAGACGCUGGAGGUUGUGGAGAAGGAGAGGCAGACAGAAAGAUGCUUUUAUUUAGGGCUGAAUAGGAUUCUGGUACUGGGGGGCGAGCGGCUCUGAGCGUCCGACCCUAAAUGUAUAAGACUCGAUGGAUCUGUAGGAGCGCCAACGGACCUGAGACGGCGCCGAGCGAUAGGCGCGGGGAAGCAAGACCUCUUCCGAGGCAAUCAUUGGAGAUGGAGCAGCGAUCAGGACCUUGUUGUUCUCGACGGUCGCCGAUACGCUAGUGAUCUUGCAUAGGGACUGCUUCGGCUCCCUGAGAAAUCGUUCGUCAUGAGGGUCUCCAUAUGGUGGCUGAAUCAGGACAUGAAGAAUGCUUUUAUAUGUCGGGCCCCGAAUAGGGCAGAGCGCUGUAAAGAGUGGUAUGGGUAGGCUGUAGGGCACUGGCAAGGAACUGAGCGCAUGUCAGGUGCAGGUGAGUGGACAAAGGGAGCAUGCCUUUCUCAGUGUUAGGAUGGACGAUUGGGCCGGUGGCUAACCCCAUGGCCGUGUUCUGCAUAUUUUAAAGGCUUGCAACUGUUGUAAGUUGAAUAGUUUGAAGGCUUGCAACUUUUGUAAGCCAAACUACCUAGAAACUUCACGACAGCAACUACGGAGUUGAUCUUGUCCAAGUUAUUUCGGAUGGAUGUAAUUUGGUGUUUCACGAGUGUGAUAUGGCAAGUAAAUUUAAAUCCUUCAUGGAGAUUGAUAGGUUGACCUUAAUCUUUAAAAGUAGGAAGCAGGUUGAAAUUGAGCCCAAUAGUAUGAUAACCGGUUAAAUUUCCAAUAUAUUGUUAGGUGUUUCUAUUGAUUUUUGAAUGCGGAGUGGUUGUAUUUGAUAUUGAUAUGUUGAAGAAAUAAGAUUAUUGUUAUUGUCGCU
This is a messenger RNA of Hyalella azteca, 1815 nucleotides long. Its product is annotated as gem-associated protein 6. The transcript has 4 exons. Bases 147 to 713 code for a protein of 188 amino acids. Gene Ontology annotation, biological process: spliceosomal complex assembly; spliceosomal snRNP assembly. NCBI's taxonomy places the organism in Eukaryota, Metazoa, Arthropoda, Malacostraca, Amphipoda, Hyalellidae. The record is from RefSeq and is a predicted model, not a curated record. Gene Ontology annotation, cellular component: SMN complex; nucleus.